GUCUUCUUGAGCUGUCCUUGGGAAAAUUCAGAAAUGUGCUACUUAACCAGACCAAUCCAGUGGAAGCUGUAAUCAGGAACAUUGCAAGCAACGUGACUGUUGUUAUUUUUCAAGUACAUGCCCAGCAAAGCGAUGUAGUGAUAUCCUUUGAUAAGAAUCCAUCUGUGAACAGCUCAGGAACUGGAGUAGACAAAGGACUGGUUUCCAUCCUUCGGCCUCAGCAGACUGUAUGUACGUGGUACCUUCGGUCUCUGGAUGCUAGCCAGGUGCUCAGCACAGCUAUCUCUAUUCCCUACAUGGAGAAAGAUCCUAUUCCUGGAGGCUGCAAUCUAGAGUUUGACUUGGAAGUGGAUCCAAAUAUUUACCUAGACUAUACAUUGGUUGAUAUACACAUCAAGUUUGCCCCUGCAAACUUGGGAUAUAACAGAGGAGCAAACCCACCAUCCUGCGAUUCAGGGACGGGUCAGAACUCCAGGUGGCGGCUGCGCUAUGAUGUCUACCAGUACUUCUUACCAGAGAAUGAUCUUUCUGAGAUGGUGCUCAUGAGCCACAUACGAAAGAUGUCUGAGGUGCGAAGUAUCAAAGCCAAUGGCAUUAAAAUGCUUACGCUGACAACUGAUGACAAGACCAAUGUCUACUUUUCCUCACUUCCUGGUCAAGGUGUGAUCUACAACAUCAUAGUAUGGGAUCCUCUUUGGAAUACUUCUGCUGCAUACAUACCUGUGCAUACAUAUGCCUGCAGCUUUGCUGACCUGGUGGAUAACUGCUCUUCUCUUAGUAAACUCUCUACCAAAGUAUUCUUUACUGCUUUUGCUGUUCUUGGUCUUUUCACUUGCUUUUUUGGACACAGAUUCUGGAAAACAGACUUAUUCUUCAUGGGCUUCAUAUUCACAGCAUUCUUCUUCUUUGUAUUCAUCACACGGGUAACUGGCCUUGGUUAUGAUGUGCGUCUGAUUUUGACAGCAGUAGCUGGAAUUACCGGAGGGCUCCUCUUGGUUGUGAGCUGGUGGAGAUUUGGCUCGAUUUUACUCUGUAUGUUUAUUAUUGGACUUGUGCUGGGAUUUCUCUUUUCAUCAACAGUCUUCUUUACCCCACUAGGAGACUACAGGGUCUUCCGUGACGAUGUGGUGUUCUGGGUGACCUUUUCUUCUGUAGCCUUGAUGAUUCCAGUGCUUUUUGUUGGCUGUCCAAGAAUUCUGAACAUACUGGCCUCUGGAAUAGUAGGCUCUUAUGCAGUGAUCCUAGCCAUCGCUUGUUAUGUCUACACAAGCCUCGCUUACAUCACCUUAGACCUACUUAGAAGAGUCCUCAAUGAUUACUUCAGCAGAGCUUAUACCAAUGUGCCUUUUCAAACAAAUGACUUCAUUAUUCUGUCAGUGUGGACAAUGCUGGCUCUCAGCGGAGUAACUGUGCAGCUUCGCCGAGAGAGAAGUGAAGUGCCCUUCCCACCGCACCCCUAUCUUGCCUGGAAGCGGGAAAGGGAGCGCAGAAGCACCAAUGUCUUAGACCCUAGCCAUCAUAUCCCUCCUCUGAGAGAGAGGAUCCAUAACAAGCUACUGCAUAUCAAAGAGUUCUUCCAGAAAGAGCAGCCAGCUGGGGAGAGAACUCCGUUGCUUCUGUAACUUGCCAAAUAACUAGUGGGAACAGAGAGGAGGAAUCUAGGAAUGGCAAGAUGAGUGACCACCAGCAAACCAGGCAGUGGUGCAGGAUUUACCACUGCCAGUUUGCUUAAUUUAAAGAGGAUCAUAUUUGCCCAACCUGGAAGAAAAGUUACCUGUCAGUACACUACAUGCUGUUUUGUGACUGUUUCCUCAAUGGCCCACUCAGCCUGCUGUAAUGUGUGUGUCUAGCUGCAGAAUCUUGUACUAACAGUCAAGUACAGGUAUUUAUCUUGUGGUGAUCUAGUUUGAUGUUUAGGUAUGGGAAAUGCAAACCAACCCUUAGAAAGCAACUGGUACAAUUUUGGUUCUCUUGCAGUGUGGAAACCACUGCUGAAAUACUGCCUGACUUGCUCCUUAAAGUGGGCAGUCUCUCAAAUUGUGAGGGAUGAAAGAUGAGGACCAUACACAGAAGUUCUUCUAGCAGGAACUGAAGUUUCACCACCUAAUACAGGUACAGAAUGUGUGGCUGUAGACACAGUUGUUUCCAAGAAGUGUUACUGAACUUUGCUAGCUAAACUAAGUGACUUGAAUUUAAGCUGCACUGAAUUAACUGUUGUAAGUGUGCACACUGGCGCUCAGGAAGUGGACCUGAUCUGAGACAAGAAGACUUUCUCUUUCUUUCGGCUGGUUCUGUAGCAAGCUGGUCAUCUGGUCUCUG
Messenger RNA from Nestor notabilis (Kea), 2319 nucleotides. It is a transcript of the gene TM7SF3, whose product is annotated as transmembrane 7 superfamily member 3. The record is from RefSeq and is a predicted model, not a curated record. Lineage: Eukaryota; Metazoa; Chordata; Aves; Psittaciformes; Psittacidae. The transcript is spliced from 11 exons. The annotation marks the transcript as partial.